CUAAAAUAUAAAAAUAUACUAUCAUCCCUACCGCUAAGUGACGUGUAAGCGCAGCCAGAAAACCAUUUCAAUUGUUUUUAGCCACGAUUUAACCGAGAAAAUGGGUUCGUUCCGCCGCGACAAAGACGAGGAGGAGGACGCAGGACCGAGCAAUGCGUACCAGAAUCUGGAGAAGACUUCGGUGCUCCAGGAGACGCGCACCUUCAACGAGACGCCGGUGAACGCGCGGAAGUGCAUCCACAUCCUGACCAAGAUCCUGUACCUGAUCAACCAGGGCGAGCAGCUGGUGGCCCGCGAGGCCACCGAUUGCUUCUUCGCGAUGACGAAGCUCUUCCAGUCCAAGGACGUGGUGCUGCGCCGCAUGGUCUACUUGGGCAUCAAGGAGCUGAGCUCCAUUGCCGAGGACGUGAUCAUCGUGACCAGCUCGCUGACGAAGGACAUGACCGGCAAGGAGGAUCUCUACAGGGCCGCCGCCAUCCGAGCCUUGUGCAGCAUCACCGACAACACCAUGUUGCAGGCCGUGGAGCGCUACAUGAAGCAGUGCAUCGUGGACAAGAACGCGGCGGUCUCUUGCGCCGCCUUGGUCAGCUCCCUGCGACUGGCCAGCACCGCCGGCGACGUGGUCAAGCGGUGGGCCAACGAGGCCCAGGAGGCCCUGAACAGCGACAACAUCAUGGUGCAGUACCACGCCUUGGGGCUGCUCUACCACAUCCGCAAGUCGGAUCGGCUGGCGGUGUCCAAGUUGGUCAACAAGCUGACCAGGGGUUCUCUGAAGAGUCCCUACGCCGUGUGUAUGUUGAUACGCAUUGCCUGCAAGCUGAUCGAGGAGGAAGACAUUCCCACCGAGGAGCUGUCCGACUCGCCCUUGUUCACGUUCAUCGAGUCCUGUCUGCGCCACAAGAGCGAGAUGGUCAUCUACGAGGCCGCGCACGCCAUCGUCAACCUGAAGAACACUAAUCCGCGAAUGCUGUCGCCGGCGUUCUCCAUCCUCCAGCUAUUCUGCAGCUCGCCGAAGGCCACGCUGCGCUUUGCUGCUGUGCGCACGCUCAACAAGGUGGCCAUGACGCACCCGGCGGCGGUGACCACCUGCAAUCUGGACUUGGAGGGUCUCAUCACGGACUCCAAUCGAUCGGUGGCCACGCUGGCCAUUACCACGCUGUUGAAGACCGGCGCCGAAUCAUCGGUGGAGCGCCUGAUGAAGCAGAUCUCCACGUUUGUGGCCGAGAUCUCCGACGAGUUCAAGGUGGUGGUGGUGCAGGCUAUUUGUGCCCUGUGCACCAAGUAUCCGCGUAAGCACACGGUGCUGAUGAACUUCCUCAGCGGUAUGCUACGCGAAGAGGGCGGUCUGGAGUACAAGACCUCCAUUGUGGACACCAUAAUCACCAUUAUCGAGGAGAAUGUGGAUGCCAAGGAGUCCGGUUUGUCGCACCUAUGCGAGUUCAUCGAGGACUGCGAGCACGUGUCGCUCGCUGUGAGGAUUCUUCACCUGCUGGGCAAAGAGGGACCCUUUGCGGCCACGCCCUCCAAGUACAUACGCUUCAUCUACAACCGCGUCAUCCUGGAGAGUCCCAUUGUGCGAGCAGCUGCAGUCACGGCAAUGGCCCAGUUUGGAGCCUCUUGUCCGGCUCUGUUGAGCAAUAUUCUUGUUCUGCUGGGUCGUUGCCAGAUGGAUCCGGACGACGAGGUGCGGGAUAGGGCAACUUACUACCUGAGCAUCCUUAACUCGGAGAGGCCAGAGCUCUACAAGAACUACAUCAUCGAGCGGGAGAAUUGCUCACUGGCUCUGCUGGAAAAAUCGCUGGUCGACCAUCUGAAUGGCGAUCUAGAGACGCGCUUCGACAUUUCCAUUGUGCCCAAGGCGGCCAUCGUGAAGCCGGUGAUUGCCAACGAUGUAAUGCUGGUGACCAGCACUGCACCGCGACCUCCGAAGAUCACGCGCGAGGAGGAGAGCGCCGCCCGUUUGGCCCAGCUGCCGGGAAUCCAGGUGCUGGGCCCCAUCCAUCGCAGCACCGCUCCCAUCCAGCUGACCGAAAGCGAAACGGAGUACACGGUGCAGUGCAUCAAACACAUCUUCGGCCAGCACGUGGUCUUCCAGUUCGACUGCUUGAACACCCUGUCCGAUCAAUUCCUGGAGAAUGUGCGCGUGGAGCUGACUCUGCCCGAAGGAUUCACGACCAGGGCGGUCAUUCCGUGUCCCAAGUUGCCCUACAACGAUCUGCAGACCACAUUCGUCAUCGUGGAGUUCCCGCCCGAUGCAGCCAGUUCCAUAGCUACCUUUGGCGCCACUUUGCGAUUUGUGGUCAAGGACUGCGAUCCCAACACCGGAGAGCCGGAUUCGGAAGAAGGCUAUGACGACGAGUACAUGCUGGAAGACCUGGAGCUCACUGUGGCCGACCAGAUACAGAAGACCAAGAAGAACAAUUUCCAAGUGGCCUGGGAUGCGGCCGACAGCGAAGAAUGGCUGCAAGCCGAGGACACCUUCGUGCUGUCGGCAGUCACCACCUUGCAGGAUGCGGUCAACACCAUAGUGAAGAUACUGGGAUUGGGCGCAGCAAAUCUCUCUGAAAAGGUGCCCGAGGGUACUCACCUGCAUACGUUGCUCUGCUCAGGAACCUUCAGGGGCGGCGCCGAUGUGCUGGUCCGGGCCAAGCUGGCACUUUCUGAGGGCGUAACGCUGAACCUGACCGUGCGCAGCACAGAUCAGGACGUGGCGGAGCUCAUUACGGCGGCAAUCGGAUAAGACAGCGAGCCAUGCAGGGAUCUCGUCUGGUUCCUGCGUGCUGUCAACAUAAUCUAAAAUCCAACUAUGAAACAGAAAGCUACACUUAAUCAAAAAUAUAAUUUGUACCUUU
Messenger RNA from Drosophila subpulchrella, 2852 nucleotides. It is a transcript of the gene gammaCOP, whose product is annotated as coatomer subunit gamma. NCBI's taxonomy places the organism in Eukaryota, Metazoa, Arthropoda, Insecta, Diptera, Drosophilidae. The record is from RefSeq and is a predicted model, not a curated record. The transcript has 6 exons. Gene Ontology annotation, molecular function: structural molecule activity. The coding region runs from base 101 to 2740 and encodes 879 amino acids. Gene Ontology annotation, biological process: intra-Golgi vesicle-mediated transport; endoplasmic reticulum to Golgi vesicle-mediated transport; organelle transport along microtubule. Gene Ontology annotation, cellular component: COPI vesicle coat; Golgi membrane; endoplasmic reticulum-Golgi intermediate compartment.